Messenger RNA from Labrus bergylta (ballan wrasse), 2034 nucleotides. The record is from RefSeq and is a predicted model, not a curated record. NCBI's taxonomy places the organism in Eukaryota, Metazoa, Chordata, Actinopteri, Labriformes, Labridae.
UCUUCGUGGCUCCUGUUGUCGCAGCAGUGUGUCUGACUGAUGUUUAGGACCCAAAACUUAAAGUUAUCAAUGAAUAUUUAAAUAUUGCGACUUUAACAAAGAGGAGGAUCUUCUGCUUCACGUGUUCCAGAGAUGAAGCUCAACAUAGAUGGUCUGUUGGUCUACUUUCCAUAUGACUACAUUUAUCCUGAGCAGUACUCGUACAUGCUGGAGCUGAAGAGGACUCUGGAUGCGAAGGGUCAUGGAGUCCUGGAGAUGCCUUCAGGAACAGGGAAGACCAUCUCUCUGCUGUCUCUCAUCGUAGCCUAUCAAAAGGUGUUUCCCCUGGAGGUGACAAAGCUGAUCUACUGCUCGAGAACGGUCCCCGAGAUUGAGAAGGUCGUGGAGGAGCUGAGGAAGUUGAUGGAGUUUUAUUCCAAGCAAACUGGACAGAGCAACAACUUCCUGGCUCUGGCGCUCUCCUCCAGGAAAAACCUCUGCAUCCACCCCGAGGUGAGCGCUCUUCGCUUCGGUAAGGAGGUUGAUGGGAAGUGCCACAGUCUGACAGCAUCGUACAUUCGAGCGCAGCGCCACAGCAACCCUGACCAGCCUGUGUGUCGCUUCUACGAGGAGUUUGAUGCUGUGGGCCGACAGGUUCCUCUUCCUGCUGGCAUCUACAACCUGGACGACCUGAAGGACUUUGGCAGGAGGAAAGGCUGGUGUCCGUACUACAUGGCCCGUUACGCAAUCCUGCACGCUAACAUUGUGGUGUACAGCUAUCACUACCUGCUGGACCCUAAGAUCGCCGACAUGGUGUCCAAAGAGCUGUCCAAGAAGUCAGUGGUGGUGUUUGACGAGGCUCAUAACAUAGACAAUGUGUGCAUCGACGCCAUGAGUGUGAACAUCACCAGACGCACACUCGACCGCUGCCAGACCAACGUGGACACGCUUCAGACCACCAUACAAAAGAUAAAAGAGACAGACUCUGCUAAACUGAAGGAGGAGUACAGCCGGUUGGUGGAGGGGCUGAAGGAAGCCAAUGUUGCCAGGGAAACAGACGUCUACCUCUCGAACCCUGUGUUACCAGAUGAAAUUCUCAAAGAGGCCGUCCCCGGCACGAUCCGUACAGCGGAGCACUUUGUUGGGUUCCUGAGGCGUUUCCUGGAGUACCUGAAGUCCCGCCUGAGGGUCCAGCAUGUGGUGCAGGAGAGCGCCCCGCAGUUCCUCAAAGACAUUUUUGAGAAAGUCUGCAUCGACCGCAAACCGCUAAGGUUCUGUGCGGAGCGAUUACAGUCGUUACUACGAACUCUGGAGAUCGCAGACAUAGCAGACUUCUCAGCUGUUACUCUCAUCUCCAGCUUUGCAACUCUGGUCAGCACCUACAGCCAAGGUUUUACCAUCAUCAUCGAGCCUUUUGAAGACAGAACUCCGACCAUCGCCAACCCCGUGCUGCACUUCAGCUGCAUGGAUCCGUCUAUAGCCAUCAAACCUGUUUUUCAAAGGUUUCAGUCAGUUGUCAUAACCUCGGGGACUCUCUCUCCGCUCGACAUCUAUCCCAAAAUCCUCGACUUCCGCCCGGUUACCAUGGCGUCCUUCACCAUGACGCUGGCCCGGACCUGCCUCUGUCCUCUGAUUGUCGGCAGAGGAAACGAUCAGGUGGCACUCAGCUCAAAGUUUGAGACCAGAGAAGACUUUGCUGUGAUCCGUAACUACGGCAACCUUCUCCUCGAGAUGUCUGCAAUCGUUCCUGAUGGCAUCGUUGCGUUUUUCACCAGCUACGUGUACAUGGAGAACAUCGUGGCGUCUUGGUAUGAACAGGGUAUCUUGGAGAAUAUUCAGAGAAACAAACUGAUCUUCAUUGAGACUCCGGACGCUGCAGAGACCAGCAUGGCCCUGGAGAAAUACCAGGAGGCGUGUGAGAACGGCAGAGGAGCCAUCCUCCUGUCGGUGGCCAGAGGAAAGGUUUCUGAAGGAAUAGAUUUUGUUCAUCACUUUGGCCGAGCAGUCAUCAUGUUUGGAGUGCCUUAUGUUUACACCCAGAGCCGCAUCCUGAAG